UGCGCAUGCGCGGGCAGAGCUCUGGUCGCGCAGGGGGAGGAUGGUGGUCGGACCAAGCUGACGGCCAGGCUAGAAAGGCAUGCCGCCCAAAUACGACAGGAGAGCACAGACGCAGCGCACCGAAAGCCGGUCCAACCUUGUUGGCAAGUUCACGACAUCCGUAAAGAAGUUUGUCCAAGAUGUUGAGUUCGACCACACCCGCGAAGGCGCGGUCCAGACGAGUGAAAGACUCUUCAUGGCCGAACAGAAGGUCAGCGAGUCUUAUCAGACGGUCAAGUGUGCCCUGAUCAAGCUGCACGAACGGUACGAGGCCUCCAAGGCGGAGCGGAAUAUCGUCCACCGCUACGCCCUCUUCAAGGCGAUGGUGAAGGAUGUAACCUGCCUGGACACGCAGUACUGGGUACUGCUGGAUCUUCCCCGCCAGGAGAAGCAGGAGCAGGUGAACGCGUACGUGUUGCGCGCCUGCGCCACGCUCGAGAAGGCGUCCGAGUCGAGGACGCAAGACGCCGCCGCCAGGGCCACUGCAGACGAGGAGGCCCGCGAACGCAAGCAGAGGCUCGAUGGUAUGACCGUGCAGGACAUCGAGGAAGAGAAUGCACAAACCAUCAACGACUUGUACCGCCUGCUGAAGAAGUACAGCAACCUCCGGGGCAUCGUGCACGGACUGCAGAUUGCCUACACGGACGCUAAGGUGUACCCUUUCAUACCGCGCUACAACAUGCUCAAGGAUAUGAUCAAGUGCGUGCUCCGGGACCCGAGCUACAUGGAGGUCUGCCACGAAGACAUCUCCCGGACCUAGUGGCGCCGCCCGCUUGCCGCUGGUUGCAUCAGCCUAUCGCUGUUGCCGCGCUCUGUCGUAUCGCGCUCUAUUUCAACACCGCUGACUCUCUCGAAACGGACCGCGGCACCAGACGCAGCACUCUGCUCGCUGCGAGGGAGCCGCGGUCACGUCGCGCUGCAUUGCUGCUCCUUUCGCUGCACCCCGCUCCUUCCCAUCACGCUCGGCCUAAGCGCUAACAUUACACAAGUAGCCCGGUCUAAAUACAAGCUAGCUGCAGUUCGCAUCUUGAUUUAUCUGAUUUGGCUUUAUCGAAAUCGUGUUUCGUUUGCACCGAUCAUUUCCAAGAAACACUCGAAGGAACACAAAAAAGACAACUAAAUAGAAAAGUCUCACUUCAGUGGUAUCUGUCUGGA
Rhipicephalus microplus (southern cattle tick) is the source of this 1194-nucleotide messenger RNA. RefSeq lists its product as uncharacterized. The record is from RefSeq and is a predicted model, not a curated record. Lineage: Eukaryota; Metazoa; Arthropoda; Arachnida; Ixodida; Ixodidae.